Podospora anserina S mat+ is the source of this 2283-nucleotide messenger RNA. RefSeq lists its product as uncharacterized. Lineage: Eukaryota; Fungi; Ascomycota; Sordariomycetes; Sordariales; Podosporaceae. The transcript has 5 exons. The record is from RefSeq and is a predicted model, not a curated record. Bases 1 to 2283 code for a protein of 760 amino acids.
AUGGGUGUACAGGAGCAGGCAAAGGGGGUGGUAAAGCCAGGAGGUUGCCUUCCGGUUCCACAUGACGACCUGUUACACUUCAGUCGCUGUCUCAAGUACGAUGAGAGAGAGAAAUACGUCCAAAAUGCCCCCGAACACCUCCGCAGCCAGGUGGGGCAUUUGCUGUCCCGGGUUGAGCAUGUCAGGUCCGAGAUCGACGCCCGGCCCGAUGGAGAGUUCUGGACUUCCAGGUUAGCCGACCACAUAUCCGACUUCAGAUCAAAGCCCCAGCCAAAGAAGACGGAGCGGUCGCCGCUAGCCGCUACUCUUUCCCGACUACACAUCGCUAGCCGGACCAACCUCAGCCGAACAAGUCGUCUUGACGUUCCAGAAAUCCGCCUUGGUGGCAAGACUUUAUCGACACCCAAUAUCGCCGAGGUCCUUUCAGCCAACCCAUCCCCAACAUUUCAGGACAUCAAGGACCACCCAUACAAAGGCCUCCAGGCCGGUGCUGUCUACUACAAAGAUGGUAUUCCCUACACUCAUCCCAAGCUGGAAGGCAGUUUCCCAAACCAAACAACCCCGUUGGACGAUUUACUCUCAAACAAGGGUGAUAUGAGCUUGCUCAAAGAAUCUUGUGAAGAAGCCCGCCAUUACAAUGAAGAACGCCCACCAAGAGAGGACCUGUUUGGGAAGCCAAAGGUCAAGUCCAAGACACAUGAGAUUCUUCGACGGGUCGGAUGGCGAGGUCACUCUCGGGAGGGCGUUGAUCCUAACAGCCCACCCCACACCCGCCAACUGAACCCCGGUUGUGAGGUGAUCAAAAGCGGUCACGAAAACAACCCUAACGCCAUGUGCCUCUUUGCCCCUUACCUCCACUGGGAGACAGCAUUGGGACUGGAAAGACAAAACAAGUCCAUCGAGAGAACCACCAGAUCUGCAAUUUUACAACAUGCGUCAGGCAUGCAAGUCCAGGAUCGGGUUGAAGAUACCUUUCACCAAGAGCUUCAGGUCCACCAAGUCAACAAUACUUCCCUCUCUUCCCUUGCCCGCGAGGCCAUCGUCUCAUCCACGAACCACUUUCGUUCCAUGACGAUGCGGGCUACUACUAGACGAGGUGUUGUUGGAAGGAUCCUGUUUUGUGCCGCCAGAAUCGCAAAGCUGAUGGUGUCUUAUGAGGAUGAUGAACUCGUCAGCAAGUACCUUUAUGCUAAUCCCCCGUUGCAUCCCCGACGGACAUUGCAUCAGUCUCUAAAUGAGUAUUCCAACUUUCUGAGGGAUACUGAACGCUUGGACAAGGAUCAGAUUGUGUACAGAGCAACAGCUGGGCUCAAAGACCCGACUCGCCAGCAGUGCAGCAAGUUUUGCCAGUGCUCUGACUGUACGAGUGCACGGGCAACUGUGCCUCGGUUUUUGAUGGUGGACCAGCUGUGGGUCUUUCCACAACGCUGGGGAUCUUACUUCACAAGCGAUCUGUCAGGAAUCCACUCUCGAGUAAGAAAGCAGCUUGAAAGAGAGCGAGACGGGGUCAGCAGUUCAUAUGAUCUGGUUCUCAAGAUCUUCAACGUCUGCAGCAGGGUGUUUUACGAGAAUAUCAAGUUUGCGGACAGACAGCCCAUGCUCAAUUACAUCUUUUCCGAUUCGAUCAACUUUGUGACCACAAGAGAAUUGGCCGCCCGUCAAGAGCUCUCCCAGCUUGCUCAGACGAUCCUAGCAGCUUACCGUUCCCCUGACAAGACUCAAAUCGCCGAAGCCCACAAGGCAGUCAUGAACAUCAACCCCGAGGCCGGCCUCCUCCGGCAAGUAGACAACAUUCUCAGCGACCUGAGCAUCAUCCGCCAGAUCAAGAUCGUCCAGCAAGAAGUCCUCAAGCAGUACCACGUCAACAUUGCCCGGGUCCUAGUUCCCAACUAUGCCCUCCGUGCCGGCUUCGAGCCGCAUACACCCGGUCUCAAGGAGGUAAAGCGCAUGCAAGAAAGUCUCCGUGACGACCAAGAUGUCUCGGAAGAGACCAAGUCAGCGGCAAGCUGGACGCUCUCCUGUGCCGAUGACUCGGAGAUGUUCCUCGCGGACCAAUACAGGCAGAUUGACCGUUUGUACAGAGCAGCGGAACACUGCCAAAGGAGACUGGAGGAGCUGCUAGAGACGAAAAACAAGUACGCCGGCAUUGUCGGGGCGUGGGAAGCGGUAGCCAACAGCAUCGAGCAAAGCAACCAGGGCAAGUCUAUCAUGCUGUUCUCAGUACUGAGUAUUAUUUUCGUAAGUUCUUACCGUCACCCUUACCUCCAUUAUCAUACCGGCUGA